Bufo gargarizans (Asiatic toad) is the source of this 843-nucleotide messenger RNA. Its product is annotated as zinc finger protein 432-like. Gene Ontology annotation, biological process: negative regulation of transcription by RNA polymerase II. The coding region runs from base 76 to 843 and encodes 255 amino acids. The transcript is spliced from 4 exons. The record is from RefSeq and is a predicted model, not a curated record. Gene Ontology annotation, molecular function: DNA-binding transcription repressor activity, RNA polymerase II-specific. NCBI's taxonomy places the organism in Eukaryota, Metazoa, Chordata, Amphibia, Anura, Bufonidae.
CUUACCACCAGGAUCACUGAGCUGCUGAGCGGAGAGGUUCCUAUAAGGUGUCAGGAUGUCGCUGUCUAUUUCUCCAUGGAGGAGUGGCAAUAUUUAGAAGAACACAGGGAUCUUUACAAGGAUGUCAUGAUGGAGAAUAGCCAGCCCCUCACAUCACCGGGUAAAGAUGGGAUGAUCGACUCCCAUGGACAUCUCUAUUUAUCUUCCCAUCAUGAAGAAGAAGAUAGCAAUAUCACACAAGCAAAUUCAAUAACUCCUAAUGUACCCUCAGUCCUUCACAGUGGAGAUAUAUCCACCGAUACCGUUGGUCACAAGAAACCUUCAGCUAAUCAGUCACUGACUUUCAAACAAAUAACUGGACAUAGAUGGGGGAAAAUAUUUUUACGUGGGAAACACUUUAAAAAGAAAUCUAAUCUUCUUGUGCAUGAGAAAAAUCACAUAGAGAAGGGGACAUUUUCAUGCACUGAAUGUGGAAAGUCUUUUACCAGGAAAUUACUUUUAGUUAGACAUCAAAGAACUCACAAAGUAGAUAAGCCAUAUACAUGUUCAGAAUGUGGGAAAUGUUUUAUGUGGAAGGGUUCUCUUGAAAAACAUCAGAGAGAUCACACAGGGGAGAAGUCUUUUUCAUGUUCGAAGAUGGGAGAUGCUUUACCCAGAAAUCAGAUCUUGUGGGACAUCUACGCUGUCACUCAAGGAAAAGGGUAUUUCCAUGUACAGAAUGUGGAAAAUGUUUUAACCAUGAAUCAAACUUUUAUUAGGGAACCACAAGGAGAGAGUCCAAUGAAGGAUGAGGAGCUGCCAGUGGAGGAGGAUGAGGUGAAGGAUGAUAAUCACGACACCUAA